Molecule: messenger RNA, 384 nt
Organism: Eremothecium sinecaudum
Lineage: Eukaryota; Fungi; Ascomycota; Saccharomycetes; Saccharomycetales; Saccharomycetaceae
Gene: MPC1
Product: pyruvate transporter MPC1
Exons: 1
Coding region: 1-384 (127 amino acids)
Biological process (GO): pyruvate import into mitochondria
Cellular component (GO): mitochondrial inner membrane
Source: RefSeq, a predicted model, not a curated record
AUGUCUCAACCUGUACAAAGAGCUGCAGCACAAUCUUUAAUUUCAAAAUACAUUAACAAAGAGACUUUAAAAUAUGUAUUCACUACCCAUUUCUGGGGCCCUGUUUCUAACUUUGGUAUCCCUAUAGCAGCAAUUGUGGAUUUGAAGAAAGACCCUGAAUUAAUUUCCGGUUCAAUGACUGCAGCUUUGGUUGUUUACUCCGCUGUAUUCAUGAGAUACGCAUUAGCUGUUACUCCACAGAACUAUUUAUUGUUUGGUUGUCAUAUCAUUAAUGAAACUGCGCAAUUAGGCCAAGGUUUCAGGUGGUUACAAUAUCAUUAUCUUAGUGGGAAAGAGCAAAUAACGCAAGCCAAAAACACUACCGAAACCAGCGCCAGCAAAUAA